AUGCCAUCUGUAACCCUCAAUAUCAUAUUAGCAUAUAUUUUUUCACUCCUAGGAACCCUCAUAUUCCGCUCACACCUUAUAUCAACACUACUAUGCCUAGAAGGUAUAAUACUAUCACUAUUCAUUAUAACUACAAUUACUUCCCUCAACUCCCAUUCAAUAAUAAUAUAUCCAAUCCCUAUCGUCAUCCUAGUAUUCGCCGCAUGUGAAGCAGCUAUCGGCCUAGCCCUCCUAGCAAAAGUAUCAAACUCCUAUGGAACAGACUACGUCCAAAAUCUCAACCUACUACAAUGUUAA
Peromyscus eremicus (cactus mouse) is the source of this 297-nucleotide messenger RNA. The record is from the annotation of a RefSeq genome assembly. NCBI's taxonomy places the organism in Eukaryota, Metazoa, Chordata, Mammalia, Rodentia, Cricetidae.